Engraulis encrasicolus (European anchovy) is the source of this 1822-nucleotide messenger RNA. It is a transcript of the gene kdf1a, whose product is annotated as keratinocyte differentiation factor 1a. NCBI's taxonomy places the organism in Eukaryota, Metazoa, Chordata, Actinopteri, Clupeiformes, Engraulidae. The record is from RefSeq and is a predicted model, not a curated record. Gene Ontology annotation, biological process: regulation of epidermal cell division; keratinocyte development. The transcript is spliced from 5 exons. Bases 269 to 1774 code for a protein of 501 amino acids. Gene Ontology annotation, cellular component: cell junction.
CACCAGCGUAUUGUGGAAUUUACUGAAACAGAUCUAGCCCAAGAUCAGCCCCGUAUGCUGUUUUGUCUGGAUAUUUACACGUAGUGACUUCAGGUCUAAAUAAUCUUAUUUAGUUAAAAUUGGUGAGGACACUGGGUUUAUUGUCUUGAAGUUGUCUGGGGCAAGUUUGACGCCUUUGCUUCACUUCCGUGAUAUAAGACGCGGAGAGAAACAACAACACAAGAAGACAAGAGAAGUUGCUCUUAUGAGGCCCUGGUCGCGGUGAGGCAUGCCUGGCCAAAGCAUGGGCCCCAAUCACAAGUCCCAGGCCCAGCCCCAGUCCCAACCCCACCACCAUGCGUCCUCCUCGUCCCGGGCCAGGGCUGACGACUUCCGGCACGGCCGCAGCUACUCCCGGGACAGCGCCAACAGCCAGGACUCCGGGCGCGGCGACCACCAGCACCCCAAUAACAACAACCACACCUACAGCAGCAACCAUCACAACCACAACCACACCCAUAAUCACACUCACAGCCACAACCACCACCACAACCACCACCACCGCAGCCACAGCGAGUCCCGCAACAACAAGAGCCACUCGCGCCACACCAACGGACGCGGCUCCGAAACGCUGGGCUUCAUCCCGGGCUCUGCGGACGCGGCGCAGGGCUCGGGCGCCCCGGCGGCGUGCGGCUCCUGCGCCUCUAUUGGCUGGAGCGGCUGUAAGGCUCUCAUCUGCUGCAUCCUCACCUGUGGCUUCUACGGCACGCGCGAGCCCUGCUUACCCGUCCAGAACGAGAGCUCCACCGACAACCCUGCUGCCAAGGAAACCGCCAGCGUCCCCAACAACAAUGGCAAGUCCGUGGAGUUCCUGGAGAGCUCCAUCGGUGCACCUGCCCGGUACCAGGUGAGCGGUGUGGGCAUGGGCAUGGGCAUGGGCAACGGCGUGGGUAUGGCCGUCAGCAACCCCACCUGCGGCAUCCCCCUGGAGCCCCGCAAGCAGCCCGAGCUGCCCAAUUCGGAUAGCUUCCGCUACAAGGACGUGCACAUCGGGGGCAAGAAGGUGGUGUACCACCCGGGCCCCACCAACGCCAACGCGCACAACACCAGGCGGCCCUACGCGUCUGGGAAGACAGCUGGCGGUGUCGGCGGAGGUAGCUCAAAGGAGCGCCCGGUCAGCAUCUACUCCCGCGAGGAUCUCGAUCUGGACGACAUCGACGACGGCAGCGGCACCGACAUCGACUCGCUCAUCACCAAGAAGCUGCUGGAGCUCUACAAGCUGCAUCAGAUCGAGCAGCUGGCCAAGUGCACCUCGGACUCCUCCUUCUCGCGCAAGACCAACGAGAUCAGCGACCUCAUCUACAGCAUCGCCCAGGACUAUAAUCUGGAGGAGCAGGAGGCCGAGUGCAGACUGGUCCACGGCGUCAUCCGCAUCAGCACGCGCAAGGGUCGCAACCACAAAACCUCGUACGCGGGCAGGAUCAACAAGGAGAAGGAGUACUACAACAACAAGGACUACAACAACCACAAAGACUACAGCUCCCAAGAUGCACUGCUGCUGCAGCACAACGGCCGGCGGGAUGGAACGCUGCCGGACAGUGGCCACGAAACCAUGACCCUCACUAGCAGCUUCGAGCCGGAAGUGAAAGUGUCAGAGCUGACGCGGUCAGAUGAACUGGCGCGGAAAAUGAGGCUUCACAGCGGGCGGACCUACUCAUCCAGUUCGGCGACAGUCUACUCCCCCACCUCCAACGACACAGACUUUUCAGGGGAGCCCCUUCUACACUUCCGCUGAGAGAGAGAGAGAGAGCGACAGACAGACACCCACGUCUCCCCCGACCCC